This is a messenger RNA of Neocloeon triangulifer, 3228 nucleotides long. RefSeq names its product transcriptional repressor p66-alpha (gene simj). The transcript has 7 exons. Bases 463 to 2421 code for a protein of 652 amino acids. Gene Ontology annotation, cellular component: NuRD complex. Gene Ontology annotation, biological process: negative regulation of transcription by RNA polymerase II. Lineage: Eukaryota; Metazoa; Arthropoda; Insecta; Ephemeroptera; Baetidae. The record is from RefSeq and is a predicted model, not a curated record.
UCUUCGUGCCCCCUGAGAAAGAUUAAGUCACUGAAAUUGGCGGCGAAAAGUUAUUUGUUUCGGUCGGGGGUGUUUGUUUACUUCGGAGGUCGAGGGGAGUGACCCUUCGAGGGCAGAGAUUUCCUUCGGCUUGGACCCUUUUUGGGCCUGGCUUUUUGCUUCGGGGCCUAAUUUUAAUUUCAAAUGCAAAAUUGGUUGAUUUUCGAAAAAAUGGCCGCAAUGUCGUCGUCAGCGGCUUUGUUGAUAACAUGCACACAUUAAUUUUAUUGUUUCCGAAAAUGGCCUCCCUCGCACUAACGCUGCGGCUGGCGUUGCCCAAUUAAGUUAAGUGCGUCACCAGAUUACGCUUUGUCCUAAUUCCGUCGGGCACCAUCUUUCUUAUGCGACCUCAAAUCGAUUCAAAUUGCAUUGUUUAUUUUUCCGACACAACUGCGCUUCAGGAUUCGGUCCAAGCAGAUUUCGAUGAUGUCGGCGCCCGUCGAGAAGAUGGAAGUAGACGGAGAGGCGGUCGUCGACCUCAGUGUGGGAAAUCCUGCACCAAAACCACCAAGUGAGAACGGAGAGGCAGUGCAAGACUUGAGCAAGAUCAGUGAUGCGGCCGCCAUGAGGCCGCCGGCCUCGAGAGUCAAAGAUUAUGAAGAGCAGCACCAUCCGAGGCGCAACCUGCGACCACGCAGGGAGAGGAGUUAUGCCGAAAGUCCAGACAUAAUCGUCCUGUCUGACGAGGAACCCAGAAUCAACGGAUUCGUCAACGGCUACGAAAGUGACAGCGACGAUGCUGAAAUGCCACCUCUGCCUCCCAUAAAGGAGCUUUCAACAGAAGAAUUGGCAGAGAAAGAACGGCUGAUUCGCAAAUUACGGGAAGAGCUGCGAAACGAAGAGAUGAAACUAGUUCUGCUGAAGAAAUUGAAGCAGUCGCAGCAGAUGAAGGAAAACAUUGCGGUGUUGCCGCCCACAACGCAAGCCCCUGCUGUCACCAAACUCACCCCCUCAGUCACCCUGACGGCCAAGCUGCCGCCCCCUGCCCAACAGGCGCCGCAACAACAGGUGCCCCAGGCGCUGGUCCGGAGCUCCAAACAAACCCCCGCACCUGCCGCUCUGCCCCCUGCUCACAGAGGGCAGUACGGUGGUUCGUCCUCAGGACGGUACGACCAAGGCGGCCAAAGUCGGGGGCAGAACUUGCCGCCUCCCCUCAUGGGCAUGGGCGGCCGAAACAACGCCGCCGCCAUGCAGCAGAAUCUGCUCAUGGCUCAGCAGUCCCUUCUCAGAGGGGGCACUAAUCUGGUCGGGGGCAGAGCCCCUGUCAACACACCCCCAAAUGUUGUCAUGGGAUACCCCUUGGGGGCGGCUGAGCGCGCCCCCAAGGAAUCCCACCACUCGCCGUCUACCCAGCAGGAGCGAAGUCGGCAGGAGGAUAACCAAACACCAGCACAAAGGCAGGCAGCAGCUAAGUUGGCGCUGCGCAAACAGCUCGAGAAAACUCUUCUACAGAUUCCACCUCCCAAGCCCCCUCCACCGGAGAUGCACUUCAUCCCAAACCCGUCGAACGCAGAGUUCAUUUACCUGCUGGGUCUGGAGCACGUGGUCGACUACAUCACCCGGGACCAAAAAGCGCCGCCGCCUCCAGACCCAUUCCAGUGCUCACAGUGCGAGACCGACUUCACUCCGGUGUGGAAGUGGGAGAAGAGUUCAAAGAGCGACCACAAGCGGCGCCAGCAGCUGACCAUGGGUCACCAGACCUCGGGCAAGGAGCUGCGGGUCAUCUGCGAGCAGUGCGUCACCACCAACGUGAAGAAGGCCCUCAAGGCCGAGCACACGAACCGGCUCAAGACGGCAUUCGUCAAGGCCCUGCAGCAGGAGCAGGAGAUCGAGCAGCGCAUGGCCCAGGGGGCCGAGUCCCCGGCGCCGGCCGCCCCCUCGCCCAAGCCCCCCACGCCACUCAGCCACGCGCCGACGCCCCCCACCCCCUCGGCGGCCCCUCCGGCCCCACAGCCCCGCCAGCAACAGGCGGCCACGCCCCCCACCCGGGCGGACCGCGAACGAGAACGGGCCGAGCAGGCCCUGGCCGCCGCGGCCGCCCAGUUCCCAAAGUUUGCGGACCCGUCCAAGUUUGCGGCCGCGCUGGCCGCGGCCGCCUCGAACCCGGCGGCCGCCUUGCAGGCUGCCCACCAGCAACUGAUGCGGCUGCCCCAGCACCAGGCACCCCUGCCGGCGCACAUGAUGCCCUUUUCGCCCCUGCUCUACCCCUACCAACUGGCCAUGGCGCAGGCGGCCGGCGGCAAGGGCCCCGUGGCCGCCGCCGCGGCCAACCUGGUGGAGCUGCAGCGGCAGGCGGCCGAUCUGCAGCGGCAGUACCUGCUCGACAUGAUCCCCUCCAACUCGAUGCAGCAGGGCCGCGGGGGCAUGAACUGGAAGACGUGAUCUGCACCCUCGCCCCCGUUUCCACCGAGUCUGCUGCAGACCGACCAAUCCGACUUUCCACCCCAGAACCUCACGUGAAGCCGCGGCCGACGGAAUUUGUUCGAAGAGAAAAAUGCCUGAAUAUAAUUUACACUUCAUUGAAACUCAUUUUAAUAUUUGUUGAAAUAAUUAAUGAAGUGUUGCAAAUCCACAUCAAAUAUGUUCAAAUUUUCUAUCAAGAUUUUCCUCCCGAAUGGAUUUCGGUGGCCGAAUUCGAGGAGGUGCCCACCGGCUCAAAAUCUGUCUGCGUGAUUGUGUACAAUUUUUGCAAAAACGUUUUUGCUAGUGGUUUUCUCAUCUACCCUCUUCCUUCUCAGCACUCUGGUUUUCACGACUUGCGACUCGUUGGGUUGGGCUCUGAUUGUGAUACUCUUUUCUAUGAUGAUUUUGAACCCCAAUUGUUCCCGCUCUUGUUCAGCAAAUAGUUCAGUCAACUUGAUAUUUAUUUUUCCUUGCAACGGCACCACUUUUGUAUUUUUGUUUAAUUUAUUUUGCGUUCAGACGCACGUCACCAGAUCAUUUUUCAGCCAACUGUAUAAACGAGUCGUUUGCGCAUUACUAAAAUAAAAAAAGGAACACUUUGGAGUGCUUUGGUGGUUUUCGACGCGAGGUGUGUCGCUCGUGUCACAGUUGCGAAUCCACUAGGGUGUAUAAUUGUACUUGGUAAGAUUUGAAAUCUCUUUGUCUCACGCAUCAUGUAUAAAUCGUAGGGAAGGAAACUGAUUGUAGAUUUCUUAAAAUAAAGUACUGUGAAUUCUUUUAUUUAUA